UUUUGUAGCAGACAGCUUUUUUUUGUGUCUUUUUUGUCUCAGUUUGUCUAUCCUGGGGGACAGUUUGAUCAUUAAAUGUAAUUUUGUUCUCUUUUUGAAUAGGGUCUGUGCGAGGAGGCCUGUGAAGCCAGUUUGUGACGUCUGUCUCUUUGCUCUUCUGUCUUCUGUCUGCAUCUGUGUCUCUAUCCUGUGGCAGAAAAACGGCUCGUCGACACCCUGCUGAGAUAAAUGAGCGAGUAAACAGGCGCUCUUGGAGGGAGAAUGCGAAAGUGGCAUUGGCCGUCCUGUCCUCGUGUCUUGCGUCUGCCAAGCCCAUCUGUCUCACUCCUGUCUGGCCUUCCACCCUCAGAAUAAACAGUCAUUGCAUUCAAUCCCAACCAACGCAAAAAAAAAAAUGCCUCUGGCCUUGAGACAACUUUGUUGUUGAGUGACACAUUUUUUUUCCCUUUGUGAACACUUUCAAGUUUUGGGCUAGGGAAAGCUUGUCUGGUCUUUUUCUCUUCAGCUUGUUGUCAGUGUGUGUUUUUCAGAUGCCUGACUGCUGUCAGUGUAUGCUUUUUCAGUUGACUGGCUGUUUUUUUCUGAAGUGGCAGAAUUGGACUUGGGGAGGUGUGGAUUUUGAAGAAUCCCAUGAAAUGCAACAAUCUUCAACUUGUCAACUUAUCCCUGGUGAUGUGUGUGUUUUGCGGAGGAAGGUGUUGCUGAAAAAGAGGAGGCCAGGUAGUAAGGACCAGUCGGUGUGCUGUGCUGGCCAUUGCUGUCACACUCGUAGCAUUGUUCCUGCAGACACUCUAACAGCAUGUCUAGUCUCUGUACCCUGCUGGCUGUCUGCAUGUUACUGGUGGGACCUUACUGGUUAUCAGGAGCAGAGGAAAUGACUGCUUCACAGGAGACUAAAGGGGAGCGUCUGGCACGUGGCAAGCGCAGCAUGCCCAACUGGAACCUGUGGGCCUCGGACUUCUACGGCUGGGUCCAGGAGCUCCAAGCCCAGGCCGGCUACGACACGCUGCAGGACCUGGCCCGAACCUACUGGGCCCACUUCCCCAUCGCCAGCUACCUGGGCUACGAGUCCGGUCCGGAGCCAGUGGAAGCAGAGGAAGAUUGACUCACCAGACACGUUGCUAAACAGCUAAACACAUUGUACAACACUUGAAUGAUGCAAAAGUGCAAAAGUGUGUUUAAUAUGUGUUUCAAGCGUUCCGAUUUUUGAGGGUCAAGAUGACAGACCUCAAGCUGUCUCAGAGCUACAUGUGUAUCUGUGGCAUGGUGUGAGAUGUUCUCAGUGUCAAGGCAUUCCGUUGUAUUGACAAGACGCCCAUAAUAAAUGCUUUUUUCAUCAGUGGA
This is a messenger RNA of Clupea harengus (Atlantic herring), 1344 nucleotides long. RefSeq names its product otospiralin. NCBI's taxonomy places the organism in Eukaryota, Metazoa, Chordata, Actinopteri, Clupeiformes, Clupeidae. The record is from RefSeq and is a predicted model, not a curated record. Gene Ontology annotation, biological process: sensory perception of sound.